Penicillium diatomitis is the source of this 1836-nucleotide messenger RNA. Its product is annotated as putative MFS multidrug transporter. The coding region runs from base 1 to 1836 and encodes 611 amino acids. The record is from RefSeq and is a predicted model, not a curated record. Gene Ontology annotation, biological process: transmembrane transport; basic amino acid transport. NCBI's taxonomy places the organism in Eukaryota, Fungi, Ascomycota, Eurotiomycetes, Eurotiales, Aspergillaceae. Gene Ontology annotation, molecular function: basic amino acid transmembrane transporter activity. Gene Ontology annotation, cellular component: fungal-type vacuole membrane. The transcript is spliced from 2 exons.
AUGUCAGAAGCCGCUCCAGCAAAGAAUGAGGAGACUCCGCUCCUGAGGCAUUCUCGGUCUCGUUCCAAUGCAGAAUAUCAAAGUGCGGCCGAACACUCACGAAGCUCAAGUUAUAGUUCUCUUAAUGGUGAGCCCGAUGACGAGGUCACAUUUCCCGCCCUGACGCAGGUCCCGUCUGCGUUGAGCUGGGACACUCAGCUCAAUUUGGCUCCAACAACGAGUUUGAGGAAACACCACGAUGGAGAUGAUCACCCAGUGCCACUGAUCUCACCAGAGGCACCUCGUCACGACUCUCGAUUCAUCGAUGUCUCUCCAUCGCAAUUUUGGAUCAUCUUCUCUGGAAUCAUGCUGGGCUACAUCAUUGGGUUCUUUGACUCAACGCUGAUGGCCUCGAGUCAUCCUGUGAUUACCUCGUACUUUAAUGCAGCCAAUUCAGCAUCUUGGCUCUCAACUGCCUUCCUUCUGACCUCCACGGCGUUCAUGCCUCUCUUUGGACGCACCUCGGAUGCUCUCGGGCGGAAACCCGUUUACCUCUUUUCCAUCUGUACAUUCUUCGUGACCACAGCAUGGUGCGGCCUCGCUCAAAACAUCGGUAGCUUCAUUGCAGCCAGAGCACUUUGUGGAGUGGGUGCUGGUGGAGUCAUGUCAAUGGGCCAAGUGAUAUCCAGUGAUCUUGUACGCCUCGAGUAUCGCGGGGUCUACCAGUCCUAUCUCAACCUAUGCUUGGGUAUUGGAAGUUGCACCGGACUGGCCUUUGGUGGCUUCUUGUGCGACUCUAUUGGCUGGAGAAAUGCCUUUCUCAUUCAACUGCCCUUUAUAUUCGUCUACUUUAUACUCGCAGCCGUGACGAUCCCGGCAAAGCUUGGUAUUAAAGUGGUUGGAACUGAGCGCAUGACUGUUAGACAGGUGAUUCGUAACGUGGACCUGACUGGAUCUGCGUUCCUUAUCUUGGCUGUCACUGCACUGAUCAUGGGCCUGAACCUGGGCGGCAACGUCUUUCCCUGGACUCACCCAUUGGUGAUCUGCUCUCUAAUCUUAGCCUUUGUCUUGACUAUUGUGCUUGUUCGAUACGAGCGCCAUGUGCCUCGGGCAGUGCUUCCCGUGGAGAUCCUGACCCGAAAUCCUCGAGCCAGUAUCCUUAGUGGCAAUUUUUUUGGAGCACUGUCGGUGAACACAAUGAUGUUCAAUGCCCCUCUUUAUUUUCAAGCCGUUAAGCUUGCAAGCCCUACAGAUUCGGGUCUUCGCCUCGUAGCCGCAUCGAUCGCUGUGACUGUAUCCAGCGUCGGAACCGGCUUUUUAAUCACUUGGUUGAAACGGAUGAAGCCGACCAUCAUUCUCGGAGCGAUAAGCAUGGUGGUCGGCGGAUGCGCUGCUGGUCUGAUGGGUCUUCACACUUCAGAUUCGGUCGCCAUGAUAUGCGUCUCAUUCUCCAGUCUUGGCCAGGGAUUCUCCUUCCCAAGUCUUAUGGUUUCAAUGCUUGCAACGAGUGAGCAGGAUGACCAGGCGGUUGCGACCACGACGCUUGGCUUGGUACGCAAUCUAGGUGCCGUUAUGGGCGUCUCCGUGAGCAGCUGGAUCUUCCAGAACAUGCUCAUCUGGCAACUGGACGAUAGAGUGACUGGGCCUGGCAAAGAUGAGGUCAUCAGCCUCGUGCGAAAAUCCAUUCGUGCUAUCUCUGAGCUAGAUCCCCUUCAUCAACGAGAAGUGAUCGAGGCGUAUGCAAUGUCUCUCCGUCUCACUUUCUUAUCUGCAGCCAUUUGGGGUCUCGUGAUGUUGAUUUUGCUGUCUCGAAUUAAACUGCCCAGGCUGGGACAGAAACGCGGCAAUGGCUCGUAG